UCUCUCGAAAUUUUCUUGUAAACGCGUUGAUCAAAGACUCAAGACUAACGGGUCUGAAUAUUGUAUUUCUUCAACGAAGAAUCAGUCUUCACUGUUAAAGUCUUCCAUUUUCACUUAUUAAUACAUUCCCUUUUUUUCUCUUCAAUCACAAUUCAUGAUCAUGGUUUUGUACUAAGUAUAUGAUCCAAGAAAAGUGAUAACUGUGUUUUUUGAUUAGUUUUUUCAAGAUUUGAGGUGGUUUUUUUGUUAAAAUGACUAGCGUUUUGAGAAGUUUUUUACCUGGUUCAACCUCGACAUCGAGAAAUAAUGAUUGUGAUGAGGAUUAUAGUGUGGAAUACUCCUUUGCCAUGGAGUACAGUGGCCCUCCAGUAAAUCAUGAUAUUCCCCAGGUACUUCCAAUCGAUGUUCGCCGGAUUCCGACCGCCGCGGCUGCUAAGGUCUUAAAUAAUUUGUCGCUUCCGAUCAUUCAGCCGAUUGUCAAGAGUAAACCCUCCGAGAAGAAAUUUUCAAUUAAAUCUCCGGAUUCUGUUAUACAAUUGGGUAAAGCAAGGAGUUCUGAAGAGAUUCUAUCUAGAAAAUUAGAGAUUGCGGAUGAAAAUUCUAGCAGUUCCGGCACUUUAGGGUUUUCAGAGGGGCUCGGUGAUUCGAAUCAAUUAUCAGGAAGCUCCGAUGUUGAGGAUAUAGAUGACAAAUGCAAGGCAAUAGUAGAUCACGAUUACAGUAAAUCAACGGUGGAUUCGUCGGAAAUUUCUUCAUCGGAAGAAGUGGAACUUAGAGCCUGUGAGAAUGAAAUUGAAGCUGAAGCUCCUGGCCUGCACAUUAUGCCACCGGUAGUGGAUUUUCAUGAAUUAACACAGAGUGAUGUAAAUUCUGAUGGAAGUGAUCCCGAACCGCAGAUAGUCUUCCCGGAGAGGCCGGUGGUAUCGGGUGACGCGAAAGGGUUGUGCCAUAGAUGUCAUAGGAAGAGCCGAUUCGCGGACAAGGAAGUUUGCAUUGUCUGUCGAGCUAAGUAUUGCAGCAAGUGCGUGAUCAGAGCAAUGGGAUCAAUGCCGGAGGGGAGAAAAUGUAUUACUUGCAUUGGUUAUCGGAUUGAUGAGUCGAGGCGAGGAUCAUUAGGAAAAACUUCUCGACUAUUGAAGAAAAUCCUCGUUGACGAAGCCAUUAAACACAUUAUGAAAUCCGAGCUUUCUUGUGAAGUAAAUCAGUUACCACCUCAUCUUGUGUGUGUAAAUGAAAAGCCUCUUACUAUUGAAGAGUUGGUUUCGUUGCAAAGCUGCCCUAAUCCACCAAAGAAGCUUCGACCGGGUAGGUUUUGGUAUGACAAGGUAUCGGGAUUCUGGGGCAAGGUAGGAGAGAAACCGAGCCAGAUUAUCACCUCCCAACUUACAGUCGGUUUACAAAUUAGGAAAGAAGCUAGCAAUGGAAACACGAAUGUAUUGAUAAAUAGUCGGGAGAUCACAAAACCAGAACUACGAAUGUUGAAGGUUGCAGGAAUUCACUGCGAAGGAAAUCCUCAUUUUUGGGUUACUGCAGAUGGAUCCUAUCAGCUCGAAGGUAUGAAUUACGUGAUGGGGAAAUUAUGGGAUAAGACAAGAGUCAAGAUAGUAUGUAAAGUACUGUCUUUGCCGUUUCCUUCUGACGUUUCUAAUCCUGGUGGCGAAGAUGUUGCCAAUAAAACUGAUGAAGUCAACUUAAAGAUCUUAGAUCGGAAAAGAAUAGCUAAAUUUCUCCUAGUCGGAGGUGAUCGGUCGGGAACAAGUACCAUAUUUAAACAGGCAAAAAUUCUGUAUGACGUACCUUUCUCAGAAGAUGAGCGUGAAAAUAUCAAAUUUGUGAUCCAAAGAAAUUUAUACAGUUACAUCGGUAUCAUUCUUGAGGGUCGUGAACAAUUUGAAGAAGAUUAUUCUGUUGAAAUGAGGAGACAACGCCACAUUGAUCAACCUGGUCCUUCAGAGAUAUCUGAAGAGGUUGAUGAACAAAAUAUUUAUUCCAUUAGUCCGAGUCUGAAAGCAUUCUCCGAUUGGCUUCUCCAAGUUAUGGGUUCGGGCAACUUGGAGGCCGUUUUCCCAGCCGCUACUCGAGAGUACGCACCAUUAAUUGAGCAGUUAUGGAAGAACGAAGCCUUUCAAGCCUCAUACAAACGAAGAAAUGAACUGCAUAAACUACCAAGAGUCUCAAAUUAUUUCUUAGAUCGAGCUGUUGAGAUUUCCAAAAUUAACUAUGAGCCUUCAGAAAUGGAUAUUUUGUAUGCGGAGGGCAUCACUUCAUCCAAUGGGGUUGCAUCCAUGGAAUUUUCUUUUCCCGUUUUAUCUCAGGAUGCAUACAUGGAAUCUAAUGAUCAGAGUGAUCCCAUUUUAAGGUACCAACUCAUUAGAGUUAACGAAAACAGCCUCGGAGGAAACUGCAAGUGGCUGGAGAUGUUUGAAGACGUCAACCUUGUUAUGUUUUGCGUUUCCUUGACCGAUUUUGAUGAAUUGCACGAAGACGCAACUGGAAUUUGCACAAACAAGAUGUUGGCGAACAAGAAACUUUUUGAGAGAGUAGCCACCCAUCCGUCCUUCGCCCAGAAGAAUUUCAUUCUCAUACUCAACAAGUUCGACCUGCUGGAAGAAAAAAUCGAACAAGUUCCUCUAUCGCUAUGUGAGUGGUUUCAGGAUUUUAGUCCCCUGAUCAGUCUUAAUCCACACAACACCACCAACCCGCCUUUAGCUCAACGUGCUUUCCACUACAUCGCUGUGAAGUUCAAACGGCUUUUCAAUUCCCUGACUGGGCGCAAGUUGUUUGUUGCACCGGUUACAGGACUGGAAGCUGAUAGCGUUGACCUCGCUUUUAAAUAUGGUCGGGAGGUCCUGAAGUGGGACAUGGAGAAACUUACGUUCAGUAUGAAUGAAGAUUCUAUCGAAAGCAUCGAGGCUAGCACAACAUAAAUUUCAAACAGAAAUAGUUGUAAGUAGUCUCUUCUCCCGUUACAGCAUUAAUGAAUAAGUCUAUUUAAAUGUACAUAUCCUUGUAUUCGUCGAAUAAGAUGGACAUGGCAUGAUUUCAUACCUUUGUUAAGUGUGACGGAUUAAGUCGUUGAGACCAUUAAAGUUCUUUUAUUCAAUCAAAUUCAGGAAUAUGUUCGUUUCUUGAUCUUGACUGAAGAUCCAUACACAUAUAUAUAUACUCUUUACAUGUACAUAAAAGAGGAUCAAUUCCUCGUUUAGUUUCAACAUGGUGCAAACCGGUCCAUGAGCAAAAACACGGUCGCUUCUGACAUCGUCCCCUCCCUUAGGGCGUUUGCCGGUGACUUGAGGGUGGCUGAUGAUGAAGUCGACUCUUGCUUUCGUUGUUUUCUUUCUUCUACUUCAUUAGCCGCGGCUUGAA
Molecule: messenger RNA, 3366 nt
Organism: Olea europaea var. sylvestris
Lineage: Eukaryota; Viridiplantae; Streptophyta; Magnoliopsida; Lamiales; Oleaceae
Product: extra-large guanine nucleotide-binding protein 1-like
Exons: 8
Coding region: 252-2927 (891 amino acids)
Biological process (GO): adenylate cyclase-modulating G protein-coupled receptor signaling pathway
Cellular component (GO): heterotrimeric G-protein complex
Molecular function (GO): G protein-coupled receptor binding; guanyl nucleotide binding; GTPase activity
Source: RefSeq, a predicted model, not a curated record